Amphibalanus amphitrite is the source of this 1958-nucleotide messenger RNA. RefSeq names its product angiopoietin-related protein 7-like. The record is from RefSeq and is a predicted model, not a curated record. The coding region runs from base 46 to 1653 and encodes 535 amino acids. NCBI's taxonomy places the organism in Eukaryota, Metazoa, Arthropoda, Thecostraca, Balanomorpha, Balanidae. The transcript has a single exon.
CCGAGGCCGGCAGCCGGCGCUGGCGGUGCCUCCUUCUUGGCCACGAUGGCCCGCGGCUGGAGAGGAAUCCUCGUGUCGACCUUGCUGGUGGUGUCUGCCGGCUGUUCCGCGGCACAGCAGCAGCAGCAGCCGGCCGCCCUGCCCAGCGCCACUGCCGACGAGGUGUUCAGCAUCAUCGCAAGAGCAGUUCAGCAAGAGCUACGACCAGUCGUCAGAAGAAUCGAGUCACAAGUGGAGUCGAAAGUCAUCAGCAGACUCGGGCCUCGAGUGGAGUCGCUGGACAAAGUCGUCAAAAAGCUCGAGUCUCGUGUGGAGUCGCUGGACAACAGACUGACUCUGCUCGACUCUCGAGUGACUGAAUGGACCACCCACAUUUUGAGGAGCAGGCAGAGUGAGCAGGUGGAAGAGCUGUCCAGUCAACUGACUGGAAUCACUGCCAGACUCGACAGCCAGCAAUCGCAACUGAGCGAGCUCAACACCCAGCUGAACGAACAAAUAUCGCAACAGGGGGAGACUGCAGCCACAAUGAUCAACCUCACAGCGCAACUGGAUGGCAUCGUUACUCAGCAAGGAGAUCAACUCACACAGACGUCUCAACUGGCUACAAGGCUCGGCAGCCAGCAAUCUCAACUGAGUGAGCUCAACACCCAGCUGAACGAGCAAAAAUUGCAACAAGAGGAGGCUGCAGCCACCGUGAAAGGCAAUAUGGAACGACUGGAAUCCAACGUAACGUGGCUAGAAAAUCAACUAACAAAGGUGUCUGGACUGGCCAACAGGCUCGACAGCCAGCAAUCACAACUGGACGAGCUCAGUGACCAGCUGAACGAGCAGAAAUCAGUUCAGAACGUGACUACAGUCACAUUGGAUAAUCAUACAGCGCUUAUUGAUGCCACGACAUCCCAGAUUGUCACUCCAGUGUCCCAGCUGGCUGAGACCAUUAACAAGACAACAGCCAUACAGGAGAGCAUAGAUCGUCCGGCUUCUGAGGUAAAGCAGCUGCCUCCUCCCCGUGAUUGCAGUGGCCUGCCUGUCGACUCCCCGUCUGGAGUCUACCUCCUUCUGCCCAGUGGCGACAGUCAACAACCACCCGUCCAGGCGUACUGUGAUAUGAACACUGCAGGAGGGAACUGGACGGUGUUCCAACGACGAGACGAUAUCAAGCCCCACCAGGACUUCUACCUGGGAUGGACGGACUACAAGGAAGGCUUUGGUAAUGUGACCAAAGAAUUCUGGUGGGGCUUAGAACACCUAUAUCAGCUGACGUCAUCAGGCCGACGGUACGAACUCCGUAUUGAUCUAGAGGCGUUUGACGGUAAUCGAUCAUACGCUGCAUACCAAGGGUUCCGUAUCUCGUCUGAGAAGGACGGCUACGGACUGAGCCAUACCGACUACUCGGGAACUGCCGGGGAUGGUCUACAGUACAGCGUCAAUGAGCAGUUCUCUACCCGUGACCGUGACCAGGACGGCUGGCUUUACUUUCACUGUGCACAGAAAUAUCUGGGUGCCUGGUGGUACGGCUGGUGCGGGAGGAGCAACCUGAACGGACGGUACCGGGACGGCGGUGAUGAGGACCGAACUGGAAUAUGGUGGGAGACGUGGAGGGGAUACGAGUCACUGAAGACGACAGAUAUGAAGAUCAGACCCACCUACUAAUCUACACACUAAGGAGGUCAUCACAGCGGUGUGGUGUACAGUACACGUGACACGUACAUGUGUCACAAGCACCGUGCGGCGGCCACGGCCAUCGGCCCGGGCUGCCAGUGCUGCGACUGCAGAGCCAGAAUCUGUUGUGAACGCGCGCGCGCGCUGGAGAUGUUACUGAUGGCUUUUCUGCGUAUCAAAAGUAUCGUCUACAUACGUGUUUCUAUAUCUAUACCUGUUUUUCGUCCUUAACUAACCUCUAUGUGUAUCGUAUAAUCAUGAAAUGUUUGGGUAAAUAAACUUCUUUAACACCGAGA